UUGCAACUUUUGCAGGCACUCCGCAGACAUGCCCAGUGCACACUGAAGCCGCAACCUGCAAUCCGGCUCAGGCUCGGGGCCACACCACCGACUGCCCUCAUCCGUUUAGACGAAGUUGCACGGAACCGUUCUAUUGAAAUCCGGCUAUUACAAUUGCAGUUGUGGAUGUGAUAUAUAUCUAUAUUCUCUCUCUCUCUCUCUCUCUCUCUCUCUCUCUCUCUCUCUCUCCCUCUUCUUUUCUCUCCCCCGAUGAACUGGCUCAGUAAUGUGGGAGACGGCGAUUCUGUCAGCGGCUCAAGAUGGCAGAUUUUUUACUGAGUUCUGAACUGAAGCAUCUCUUCACAUUUUUGCCAUGAAUAGCAGAAACCCUUGCACCGAUGGCCCCUGUAUACGAAGGUAUGGCCUCGCAAGUGCAAGUCUUUUCCCCCCACACUCUCCAGUCAAGUGCCUUCUUUAGCGUGAAGAAACUGAAGGUGGAGCAAAGUUGCAACUGGGAUAUGACAGGGUACGGCACGCACAGCAAGGUCUACAGUCAGAACAGCAAGCAGAGCGUGUCUGCUGCCCCAGUGGGCCUCAACGCCGCCUCGCUCCAGGUCACCAACUCCUCCUUGCCAUACGAGCAGGCUCUCCUCUUCCCUGCCAGCUCUGGCCACAUCGUGGUUGCCUCAGCGAGUAGCACAUCUGGGGUGGCCGGCCAGCUUCUGGGGAGCACGGGAAGCAGUAGUGGCAGUGGCAGUGGAGGGCACAACCUGACGCGCCGCAGCACUGUGAGCUUGCUGGAUACAUACCAGCGAUGCGGGCUUAAGCGCAAGAGUGAGGAGUUAGACAACAACAACGGCAGCGGAAGCAGCGUGCACGUGGUGGAGGAGCUGCAGCAGCCUCCAGCAGCACCGAUGCUCCAGAACAAUGGCCAGAGUGGCCCAACAGGCACCGUGGCCACCGCCUCCACGACAGCCACAUCCAAGACCAGUGGCGCCAACAGCGAGGGUGACUAUCAGCUCCUGCAGCAUGAGGUUCUGUGCUCCAUGACCAACACAUAUGAGGUGCUGGAGUUCUUAGGCCGAGGUACUUUCGGGCAGGUGGUGAAGUGCUGGAAGCGUGGUACCAGUGAGAUUGUGGCCAUCAAGAUCCUGAAGAACCACCCAUCAUACGCGCGCCAGGGCCAGAUCGAGGUCAGCAUCCUGGCACGCCUUAGCACAGAGAGUGCGGAUGACUACAACUUUGUUCGGGCGUACGAGUGCUUCCAGCACAAGAACCACACGUGCCUGGUCUUUGAGAUGUUGGAGCAGAACCUGUACGACUUCCUCAAGCAGAACAAGUUCAGCCCACUGCCCCUCAAGUACAUCCGGCCCAUUCUGCAGCAGGUGGCUACAGCGCUGAUGAAGCUGAAGAGUCUGGGUCUGAUUCAUGCCGACCUGAAGCCUGAGAACAUCAUGCUGGUGGAUCCUGCUCGGCAACCCUACAGAGUCAAAGUCAUCGACUUCGGCUCUGCCAGUCAUGUGUCCAAAGCUGUGUGCUCCACUUACCUCCAGUCCAGAUACUACAGAGCUCCAGAGAUCAUCCUUGGCUUGCCCUUCUGUGAGGCUAUAGACAUGUGGUCCUUGGGCUGCGUCAUCGCUGAGCUCUUCCUGGGCUGGCCGCUUUAUCCUGGAGCGUCUGAGUACGAUCAAAUUCGGUACAUUUCUCAAACACAGGGGCUGCCAGCAGAAUAUCUGCUGAGUGCUGGAACGAAAACUACCAGGUUCUUCAACAGAGACCCAGACUCUACCUAUCCACUGUGGAGAUUAAAGACACCAGAGGAUCAUGAGGGUGAGACAGGGAUCAAGUCUAAGGAGGCCCGCAAGUACAUUUUCAACUGCCUGGAUGAUAUGGCACAGGUGAAUGUGAGCACAGAGCUGGAGGGCAGUGACAUGCUGGCAGAGAAGGCAGACCGGAGAGAGUUCAUCGACCUGCUGACCAAGAUGCUGACCAUCGACGCAGAUAAAAGGAUCACGCCCAUUGAGACACUCAACCAUCCAUUUGUUACUAUGGCUCACCUGCUGGACUUCCCCCACAGCACACAUGUCAAAUCCUGCUUCCAGAACAUGGAGAUCUGUAAGCGCCGAGUGAACAUGUACGACGCGGUCAACCAGAGCAAGACACCGUUCAUCACACACGUAGCCCCCAGCACUUCCACCAACCUCACCAUGACCUUUAACAACCAGCUCAACACUGUGCACAGCCAGGCCACCAACCUGGCUCCCUCCUCCACCAGUGCCACCCUUUCCCUUGCCAAUCCUGAUGUCUCCAUACUAAACUACCAAUCUGCACUCUACCAGCCUCCUGCAGCGCCCAUGGCUGCCGUGGCACCCAGGACCAUGCCCCUGCAGCCUGGCGCCCCUCAGCUCUGCGCCACGCGGCCUGACCCCUUCCAGCAGGCGCUUAUUGUUUGCCCACCAACCUUCCAAGGGUUGCAGGCGUCCCCCUCCAAGCACAGCGGCUACUCCGUACGGAUGGAGAAUGCUGUUCCCAUAGUGACUCAGGCCCCCGGUGGUCAACCCCUGCAGAUCCAACCUGGCCUUCUCACACAGCAGGCCUGGCCCUCUGGUACCCAGCAGAUCUUGUUGCCCCCAGCAUGGCAGCAGCUCACACACACCUCUGUACAGCACGCCACCGUCAUCCCGGACUCCAUGAGCACAUCUCAGCCCCUGCCCAACUGGAGGAAUUCCCAUCCCCAUGGCAGCCAUUACAAUCCCAUCAUGCAACAGCCAGCCUUGCUUGCCGGUCACGUGUCACUGCCUUCCCAACAACCGUUGAAUGUGGGCGUGGCUCAUGUAAUGAGGCAGCCGUCAAACAACAGCUCGUCCUCCAAAAAGAGUAAGCCGCAGCAGAUGAGCAACAGAAACGUGUCAGCCUAUGAGGUGUCCUCCUCCCAGGCGGUGUUGUCCCCUCAGCGCUCGAAGCGUGUUAAGGAGAACACACCGCCACGCUGCGCUGUGGUACAAAACGGACCCUCUGCUGCCUGCGCCCCACCCCAGGCCUGUGGAGGAGGAGGUGGUGGAGGGUGGGGAGAAGAACAGGCCUCCAGCACAACGCGAGAGCACCACGUACCACACAACCAACACCCACAACACAACCAACACAACCCUCCUCGGCAGACCAUCGUCAUCCCUGACACCCCGAGUCCAGCUGUCAGCAUCAUCACCAUCAGCAGCGACACAGACGAGGAGGAUGAGCACAAGCAGCCCAGUAACACCAGCACAUCAUCCAAGCAGCGGAAAAACGUCAUCAGCUGUGUCACUGUCCACGACUCCCCAGACUCUGACUCCAGCAAUAACAGCCCCUAUGCUGUCGAGUCCCGAACCAACGGCCUCAAUGCUAACAACUAUGACUCUAAGGGCGCAGUGCUGGAGGACUACAACAACGGAAAUCCCCGAACCAUCAUCAUCCCUCCUCUGAAGAGCCAGACCAGCGAGAGCCUGAGCGAGUGUGAUGGACUUGUGCCUGACACAAUGAACCACCAGAAUCCUGCCUACAAGUUUAAAUCCUCCAAUGGAGGCCUGUCAGCUCACAAUCACUCAUCGGGGGGUGUUCCUGGAGGCGGAGCAUAUCGGCAGCAACGUACCGGGCCACACCCCUUCCAGCAGCAGCCGCUCAAUCUCAGCCAGGCUCAGCAGCACAUGGCGGUCGAGAGAACUGGAGGACACAGGAGACAACAAGCCUAUAUCACACCUACCAUGGCUGCUCAAGCUCCCUAUUCCUUUCACCACAACAGCCCCUCCCACAGCGCUAAUGUGCACCCCCACCUAGCUGCCACUCACUUAUCUGGCCAACCCCACCUUUACACGUACACCACUCCCGCUGCCCUGGGAUCGACCGGCACUGUGGCACACCUGGUGGCAUCGCAGGGUUCAGCUCACCAUGCAGUCCAACACGCUGGCUACCCACCAAGCAUUGUGCACCAGGUACCUGUCAGCAUGGGUCACCGCGUGCUCCCAUCCCCCACGCUGCACCACGGCCAGUACCAGCCCCAGUUCGCCCACCAAACAUACAUCAGCGCUUCUCCUGCCUCCACUGUCUACACUGGAUAUCCCUUGAGCCCCACCAAGAUGAACCAAUACCCGUAUCUCUAGACCAGAAAACACUGGAGCCGAGUCCAACGCUGCUUCCCGUCCUCACCCCACUAAAGACAGAGUCAGUGAGACCACGCCCAAGCUUAACGGCCCCGAAACCCUUUCCCUGUCCUCGUCACGCUUAAACUUGAAGACAAUGAAGACGCUGGUGGAGAAAGAAAGAGUACUAUAGGAGGGAAGGGAUGAGUUUGAAAGGAGAUUUAUUUUUUGUUUCAUAUGAGUUUGGUUUUCUUUUUUUAAAAAAAAGGGCCAGUUCUGUUUCUUUUUGGGGUUUUCUAAUAUUUUCAAAAUAUGAUAGAAAUCAUUUAAUUUCUUGUCCAGCAUGGUCACGUUGCUGUUGGCAUUUUAGGAGAGCCUGGGAGUUUGAUUAGCUCGUUCUUUCUUCCUUUUUUUUUCGUUCACUGACUGUUGAGCUGAGGUCACGUGGUGGAUGAGAACGUCAUAUAAGGUGAAAUACGGAUAUCUGCUGCUCUACAAAGAAAAAAAAAAAAUAAUGAUGGCCUUGAACUGUCUUAAACAUUUCCGAAUCACUUGCGGUGAUGGGUGCUGCAUGUACUCCGCCAUCCUCUCCUAUAACAACAGCUGGAGGAAUCUUCUGGAACUAUGAGGAAAACAAAAAAGACAAAAGACUUUCUAGUGUAUUUAUAGAUUUUUUUUUUUUUUUUUUUUUUGUGUUCACAUUUAGAAAAGAAACUAAGUUUUGUCAUACGGUAGGACAUUUAGCUAGCCCUACCCCCUCGCUCCUUCUUUUAGGAUGUAGCAAUUUUACUCCUGCUUAUUUUAUGAAGAACCUUUCUGAUGCCAAUAGAAUUUUUGGUUCCUCCUCUUUAAAUGUGAUUGCACAACGUUGUUGUAAUAACAUAAGCAUGUAUAACAUAAUAGUCUGUGCACGUGUGUGUGCUGCUGUUGGCCAUGUGCGUGGUACACCUUCCUCUGCACCUUUGUGCGAUAUAUAUUUCUCCACGGUCUUAGGUUUAUCAUUGUUCCCUCGUAGUGCCUUACACAUAUUACAAUGGUUUACUUGGCUGGAAAACCUUUUAGAACCAACAGAAACUAGUUUGACCGUUGGCUUCUUGGUUGGACAUCUUCGUCUGAGAUGUUUUGUUCUUACCUUCCGGGUGUAAGCAUAGUCCUAAAUGUAAUUAGCUAGAUAAUGAUACACAACACCAUUUCGUAAAACAACAGUGCUUCUUGUUUCGCAUGCAUGAGCUUAUUUAACUUUUAGACCAAGAUACUUCCUUGGAGUAAUGAACCAAAGUUGUCAUUCGGUAAAGAUUAGUGACAUUUUGUUACUAUAUUAUGUAUAGUAUGUUUACUGUAUAGCGUAGCUGUGUGUCUUAGGAACCUAUUCAGUGGCACUGAAAUUUUUUCCCGUGUUCGUUUUGUUAGGACGGCAUGAAUCGUUGGAAACCGAGGCGCUACACAUGAGUCGUUUCGAAUGCCCGCGCUAAUGCGUUUGAUUAACCGUCAUCGAAUCCUGAGGUUAAGGGCAAAGUAUAUUAUCUGCUAAUGAGGUCCAGUUGCAGCACAUCUGGGAGGGAUUUCUGGAAGGAGGUCAGAAGAGCAGGAGUGUUUGCAGAGAGAACAGAACAUCGAGCCGCCCCGGUGAGCCUGGUGCAGAAAUGAUGUUGAAACAGUGAACCUGUGAGGGUGAGCGAGCGGGUCGAGGUAGGGACAGGACCGAUUUAAGGUGCUAAAGGAUGGCACUGGAUGGAUUUUUAAUUUUUUGGAUGGGAAUUGUAGAGAGAAAGGGAGACUAAAUUCCACAUCUUAAUGAGAAUAGCAUGUUGGCUUUGAGCAUGUCGGUAGGACCUGGAGGAAUCUGCGCUACUUGAGGCACUGCAUGAAAACACACCGCCUUCUGGACCAAGCGUUUGUUGGGAAGGUCCGUGCUGGGGAUUUUUUUUCUUUUUUUUUCUGUGCUUUGAAGGCUGUGGUUCUCAACACGAACCCGAAGCCGGUCACAGAAGCGAUUGUUCACCUGAAAGAGUUGCAGAAAUUUGUUUGUUCCUCUUUGUCUUAAUUAAAGGAAGAACUUGUGCUGGAUCUUGCUUUAAGAGAAAGGGAUCGCUGAUACGGGGAAAGAAAUUGUGGGCCAACCGUUGCGUUUGUUUUUAUUUUUAUUUUAUUUUUUUGCUGCUUGAUUAAUGCCAGCUUGUGUUUUCGCCAAUGAUUAAGUGAUCUGACUCGACGAGGGCACAUGCAUGUGAUUUUCCGAGUGCAUCUGAUUCUCCCCUCUCAUGUCACGCCAUAGUACACGCAUUUGAAGUGGUUUUAUUUUUGUUUGUUGAUCAUGUUAUAAAUAUUUCGUGUCAGUUAGAGAUACAUUUAGAGUAAUCGUCAAGGUUUUGUUGAUUAUCAUUAGGGCUCGUUUUUGUUUUGUGUCUGCUGGUAAUAAUAAUACAAAGUAUUCUUAGGGACAUCUAGUUGGUCAGAAAGCGUUGAUUCUCCCCAGACGUUUUUAAUUCAUGAGCUUAUAUGUUCGAGGUUUCUUUUUCCUCAUAGACUUUUAUUCGUUUUGAGCUGACCGAUGUAGGAUGUCAGGAUGUCUAUUGAUUUUUUAAGUCGUAUCGGUUCCAGGACGCCGAGAAGUGGACGUUCCUGUGUUGAUUAGAAAUGCGUCUUAACAUUCCAUAUUAGAAAGCGAAGUCUUGUCUCACUGCACUGUCUAUCGUCUCUGGUCCUGUUUUACCUCACGUAGUCCGGCCAUGUCUGACCACACGGGGACUCGUUGUCAUUUCACACCUGUAGUUCUUCCCGCCAAAGAAAUUCAGGGUGUUGACGAUGCGCAGGAUUGUCCGUCGAACGUAAAUGAGAUGACUUGACAGGGGAAGAAAAAUGAGAUCGACGUACAGAAAGAUUCCACACCACAGCGUAUAUAGGAUCAACACGAUUUGACAAAAUCAUUCUUAACUGCGCGUGCGAUCUCAAGCUGCUCGCUGGUUUUCUUUCUUUGAAUCCCGUUGUAGGAAUUUGUACAUUUCCUAGCUUUCUCGAAGAUAACUUCUUUCUUAUCUUAUACACUUUUUUUCCCCCUUCGGUUACAAGUUCUUCAGCUUUACUAAUGUGAUUAUGAAGUGAGUAUAUGUGAAUCAAUUAACUAAUAGAAAGCAGUACUCCAUAGUGACCAGAAUGAGAUACCAGUGAUGGUCACUAGCACAAAAUGAAUGUACAAUGUGAGACUAAACAUCUCAUAUCUAUCUCUAUAUAUAUAUAUAUACAUAUAACUAUAGAAUAACUAUUAGUUGUUACAAAACAGUGCCAUCUUUUUACUGUAAAUGUACAUUUUUCCUAAAAAAAGAGAGAAAAAAUAAAAGGAUGCAAUAUGUCUCACAAGAAUAACUUGGUUACCGUUAACAUCCACAAAAACGUAUUAAGUAACAUCUUGUGUUUUUCCUUUUGGUUUAUUUUCGUUUUUAAAUGAACUAGGAUGAGCUGGAAUUAGCCGUUAGCUACGUCUAUGAAGAUUUUUUUUUUUUUGAUCCAGUUACCAAAAUGUCUGGAAAAACGAUCAUAUUUUAUACGACUGACAAUUUCAAACGAAGUCUUUUUAACUAUGAUUUUCUCUUCUUGAUCACCUCCUGGAAAAAUUCAUCCACAUGUCAAAACACUGCCUUCCAAUCGAUGAACUCGAAGCUUUAAAGCAAUGGUCAAAAUGGACCCUUCUUUUCUUUUUCUUUCGCGCUGCUUUUAUUCAUGGUAAUCAAAUCUCACGUCCCCCUUCAGUUCCCAGCGCCAGAUGUCCUCCUAGCUAACGCUUCGAAGCAUUUGAAAUUCCUGACAAGCGAAGACGCUGUUUAUUACCCUAAAUAGUCUAAUCAGUGUACGAGCGCUUUGUGAAGCACACACUGUUGAACAUCAUGGGUGCUGACAGGUGUUUUAUCACUUCCUUUCGGUGACAGAGUGACAGCACUUCAACCAUCUUUAAGCCCUUUUGUUAAGUGUUUGAAAAUGUUUUGUUAUUUUUGUUCUGGGCGUGGGUUUAAAACAGAGCGGUCAGUAAUCUGCAUGUGCAAAUGUGCUAAGAGGUCAAACUAUAGAAAUGGCCAAUCUCUAUACUUUUUUAGAACCAAAAUAAAUGAGUCAAAGAUCUUUAAUCCCUGGUAGUAUGGAGUUGAAUCGUUGGUCAGAUUCUCAUGAUGGAUUCGAUUGUCUGAACGGCUCGACAGUAAAUCCUGCUCUCCACGCAGACGGUGCUGCAGACGCACUCGAUCAAACGCAAAUCUGUCAGAUCCCACCAGACGAAACGACAAUUCAUCACCGGUCGCCGUGGUAAUCUGUUAUGUAGCUGUGACGCACCGUAGCCAUGUGUGCAACCAUCUAUGACAUGAACUUCUUUUCUACUUGCACAGCAACAAGUCAAAUGUAAACUAAAUAUUUUUCUAUAUUAUAUCUCAAGACCUAAGAAAGCAUCGCACCCUGACCCUGAUUUUUUCUUUUUUUCUUUUGUGUCUAUUGCUGUAGGGUUUCUCAAUGGUGUAUCUCAUUAGUUGUUGUCAAAGCUGUUGUGUGCUGCAGUAUUUUUCAAGUAUGUUCCUUUGUUUAAUGUCUUCUUCUUUUUUUAAUUUAGCAUUCAUUAUUGGGGAUUUGAAGAACGUGUGACGUCUCAUUAUUUCAAUCUGUUCUAACGUAGCGCUAUGUGUACCCCGUACCUUAGACUAAUAUUAUUAAGUAUGUUAUGAGAAUGGAUAUUUUACUGGCUUUAUAGAAUGUUAAAAUUGAAUAUAAUAUUGAGAAUAAGAAGAAUGAUUUAACUCCAAAACGUUGAGUACUUGCUAACUAAGCGCUUGUGUUACCAUUACGAUGUUGUGUGCUUCUCUUAAUUUUCGUUGUAGAAAAAUUGAGUGAGUUUUAUAUUAGGCUUCGACGACUAACGAUAGCAGUGUAAAUUUUAUGGAGGAUUUUAACAAACAUCUGGGUUAUAGAAGAAUAUAGUUAUUUUAAUUGUUCUAUUUACUAACUGUAGGGUGAGAAGGGGCUCGCGUUGUGGUGAACUAUGUUAUAGCUUGUUAUUCACUGUUACUUUUGAUCAUUUUUUCGGUCUCCAAGGUGAAUCGAGUUAUUAAUGAGAAUUUGUAUGCUCACAUAUGCAUAUUGUAUAUGUGUAGAAAUGUAAUCACACUUUGUCUUGGAUUUACAUUAAACUGUCACAGCAUUAA
This is a messenger RNA of Hemibagrus wyckioides, 9271 nucleotides long. RefSeq names its product homeodomain interacting protein kinase 2 (gene hipk2). Bases 378 to 4112 code for a protein of 1244 amino acids. The transcript is spliced from 15 exons. Gene Ontology annotation, molecular function: transcription corepressor activity; SMAD binding; transcription coactivator activity. Lineage: Eukaryota; Metazoa; Chordata; Actinopteri; Siluriformes; Bagridae. The record is from RefSeq and is a predicted model, not a curated record. Gene Ontology annotation, cellular component: PML body; cytoplasm; nucleus. Gene Ontology annotation, biological process: smoothened signaling pathway; peptidyl-threonine phosphorylation; intrinsic apoptotic signaling pathway in response to DNA damage by p53 class mediator.